UCACUACCACGAGAGGUAACCGGGAAAGAUGGCAGUGGGAAAGAAAUUGACGAAGCAGGAAGAGCUGUUAUUGCAGGAUUUUAGCAGGAAUGUGACUACUAAGUCAUCAGCGCUGUUUUACGGAAAUGCGCUUAUAGUCUCCGCUAUACCGCUAUGGCUGUUCUGGAGAAUUCACCAGAUGGAUCCAUAUCAGUCUGGACUUGUUUGGGCAGCCAUGACAAUUGUCAGCACCUAUCUCGUUGCAUUUGCAUAUAAAAACACUAAAUUUGUUCUCAAACACAAAGUUGCACAGAGGAGAGAGGAUGGUGUGAACAGAGAGGUGUUGAAGAGCCUGGCAGAUGACAAAAAAAUGUCUCGUAAAGAAAAGGAUGAACGGGCACUAUGGAAGAAGAAUGAGGUGGCAGAUUACGAAGCAACAACUUUUUCCAUAUUCUACAAUAAUGCGUUCUAUCUCUUGCUGGUCCUCAUCGCUUCAUUUUACAUCCUGAGGACGAUGUCGCCGACUGUCAACUACAUUCUUUCCAUUGGUAUCGCAAGUGGAAUUCUGGCACUUUUUUCGACGGGAACUCGUUAAAGAUGGCACCACGGGGAAAGGAUGCCUGUAAUCUGCAUUGGCGGGAUAACGCAGCACUUUGGUCUAAAACGAACCCCAGCACGGCUAUAUUUUCGAGUUAAAUUAGAUUUUUAAUUGUGAGAAUGCCAACAUAAAACCAUUAUUGUAGUGAUCUUUUACUAAAAAUCGAGUUUUCAAAAGAAUCUGAUACUGCUGCGAGAUUUUUGUUUAUGCAGUUAUUGGAAGAUGAAAGGUAAUUAACCAUUCCAUGUCGGUGCAAGUUGUCAGUGAGUGGUGGGUUGUAGAUAAUUUCAAUAAAUUACUAAUAAAUCUUUUUUUAAAUACCCACUAUA
This is a messenger RNA of Priapulus caudatus, 906 nucleotides long. RefSeq names its product translocon-associated protein subunit gamma-like. Lineage: Eukaryota; Metazoa; Priapulida; Priapulimorpha; Priapulimorphida; Priapulidae. Gene Ontology annotation, cellular component: membrane; endoplasmic reticulum. The coding region runs from base 29 to 574 and encodes 181 amino acids. Gene Ontology annotation, biological process: SRP-dependent cotranslational protein targeting to membrane. The transcript has 5 exons. The record is from RefSeq and is a predicted model, not a curated record.